AUGAGUUUGACAUUUGAGAGACUCAAGAAACAGGACUUAUUGUCGGCAGCAGUCCUUUACGAGAAAAUACCCAAAGAGGAAUUGAUUCAGCAUUUGAGUCAAGUCAAGGGAGAACAAUUUGAUUUGAUCGACUCAUGGAGCUAUGAGGCCUUGGAAGCAGAAGUCAAGGUCUUGGUCGAGAAAAAGCAUGACGAAUUCAGGAGGACCAGAACAAUGAGCAUUGAGGAGGAGAUCCUACUCAAACCAAAUGUGAUAAUCAAUGAUGAGAAAAACUACAGAGAGACCAUCUCAUGCAAACAAUUGCCUCCCAAUAGGAUUGUCCUGUAUUACGUUGAGAAUCCUCAAAUUAUCAUACAGCCCAGAAUCCCAGAAUAUAAGAUAAUAGAAGGCAACACAUUCACCCCAAAUUACGUGAACUAUUGUGUAAUUGUCGGACAAUUCGGUUCCAAUGUGUGGAGAAGAGUCGAACACUUCUAUUGGCUACAAGAGUCCUUACAGUAGUAAUAUCCAGAUAGUCUGAUACCACCAUUGCCUGCCAAAACCCUAUUUAGAAAGUUCACUCCAGAACACAUUUCCAAGAGAUGCAAAAUGUUAGAAUAAUUCUUGAGUGCCAUCCUAAAUAACCAUUUGUUGAGACAAUCGGAUUUUAUUGAAGGCUUUUUGUUUAUAGAUGAUGAUAUCAAAUUCAAGUAAUUAUUGGCUGCUUCCACAGUGUUGAAACAACCAACCAAAUAUAGCGAUUAUGCUAAUCAAGAAGGAUAGGUCAUUCUGGAAUUCAAUCCCAUGAUGGAUAAGUACUUCAUGGACAUUAAUAAUUACAUGUUGAACACUAAUGAUAUCUACAAAGAGUUGACUGAUAACUCUAGGUUUCUGGUUGCCUCUAUGAAGGAUUUCAUCGUCAAAGUCAAGAAUCUAGGAGGAAGCAUUGGUUCUCUGAAGGAAGCUACGAAAGCCUUCAAUUUAAAAAAUAUUGUUGGUAGUCUCCCCUUAUUGGAAUUUGUGUACACUCUACUGGAGGAAUACUUGGUAGAUUGGAGCACCAAUUUAAACAAGUUGGCUAACACUCUGAAUGAAAAUCUGUAUGAGUUCUUCAGAUUCUAGAGGGACAUGCAAAAUCAGUGUGUGGAAUUGAUUUCCAAUAGAAAUAAAGCCUAAUCCAGGUAUCUCAAAGAGUUCUAGGAUUUGAUGAAGAAGAAGCACAAAUACUUUACUACCGAACCCAUCGAGAAGUGGGAAAUGGUAACUGAAAUGGAUAGGAUAAAGAUCAAGUAGAGUCAGGUACUCUCCUACCAUUUCAUGUUGCCUAAAGAAACUCAAGAGGUUGAAGAGUUGAAGAUGAGAUUCGCAUACAUCAACAGACAAGCAUACCAAUAGAUCACUUAGUACUUUGAUAAUAAGGGCAUUUCUUAUACGACCAGAAUGUGCAAUAUGAGUAUACGGAAGAAGGAGAAUGCUGCUUAGCAUACGCAACAUGUGGAAAAGAUAGCUUCGUAGUUUAUGCAGAUUGUGGCUAUGCGGAAUGGUGAGAUUCCGAAUUUGAAACAGGAAUGGAUCGAUUAAUACCUCAGUCCCCUUAGAAUUAGUUGUAUUGUUAAGUGA
This is a messenger RNA of Paramecium tetraurelia, 1599 nucleotides long. RefSeq lists its product as uncharacterized. NCBI's taxonomy places the organism in Eukaryota, Ciliophora, Oligohymenophorea, Peniculida, Parameciidae. The record is from RefSeq and is a predicted model, not a curated record. Gene Ontology annotation, molecular function: phosphatidylinositol binding. Gene Ontology annotation, cellular component: endosome. The transcript has 3 exons.